Messenger RNA from Bombina bombina (fire-bellied toad), 4601 nucleotides. RefSeq names its product spalt like transcription factor 3 (gene SALL3). NCBI's taxonomy places the organism in Eukaryota, Metazoa, Chordata, Amphibia, Anura, Bombinatoridae. Gene Ontology annotation, molecular function: DNA-binding transcription factor activity, RNA polymerase II-specific; RNA polymerase II cis-regulatory region sequence-specific DNA binding. Gene Ontology annotation, biological process: regulation of transcription by RNA polymerase II. The transcript is spliced from 4 exons. The coding region runs from base 1 to 3735 and encodes 1244 amino acids. The record is from RefSeq and is a predicted model, not a curated record. Gene Ontology annotation, cellular component: nucleus.
AUGCCUGACACGGUGCUGGCAGCUGGAGAACUGCUCCCAAGUUCAACCAAAGCUGUACCUGGGGAAGGACCAGAUGACGCUGAUAGUGGGAAUGAAAGUCGAAGUGGAAGUGAGGAAACCAAUGUUUGUGAAAAAUGCUGUGCUGAAUUCUUCAAAUGGACUGACUUUUUAGAGCACAAGAAAAACUGCACUAAAAACCCUCUUGUUUUGAUUGUAAAUGAUGAUGUAGCAGCACCAGCAUCAGAAGAGUUUCCUGAGCAGUCGCCUGCAAGUUCCCCCAGUGACCAAGCAGAGAGUGAAGCUGCAGAGGAAAGUAUUCCGUUAGAAAAUAAUGAGACUUGUGAUAUAAAAGAGGCAGAAAAGGAAGAGGAACCUAUGGAGGUUGAAAACACUGAAGAGAAACCCUAUCAGAGUCCAGAGACCUCAAACAACGCUACUCCUCUACCUCAGAUUCCUGAACCACCUUCCUUGACUAAUUAUAAUAUGCCAAACACUAAUGUUACCUUAGAGACUCUACAAGGUACUAAAGUGGCAGUUGCACAGUUUUCACAAAAUAUGCGAUGUGUAGGUGGUGUAAAUGCUGCAGCUACAGCAAUGGCAAUCCCCAUGAUUUUAGAACAGUUAAUGGCAUUACAGCAGCAACAAAUACACCAGCUGCAACUGAUUGAGCAGAUUCGUAGUCAAGUGGCUCUAAUGAAUCGCCAGCCACUACGUCCUCCUUUGAACCCUGCAGUUCCACCUCCGAGUGCUCCAGUUCCUGCUUCCAAUCAGCUUCAGGGUUUUGCUGCACAUUCAACUCUCCAGUUAACAUCUGUGGUUCCACCUACACUUGCAGGACCUGCUCCCAUCAGUCAGCCACCUGCUCUGGAAAACCCACAGCAUAUGUCACAGCCUACUUCUGGAGCAAGUACCCCAACCAUUCCUUGUUCUGUCUCUUCUGCACCAACAGAAUCUAGCACAUCAUUAUCAAACAAUAUAAAAGCAGCUUCAGUAGCCCCUAGUCCUGUAUCCAUUGCUACAAGCAUUCCAACGCAUCCACAAAGUUCCUCAACACCUCCAUCCACUGGACAUGGGAAUGUCCUCACCUCAUCUUCCAGCUUGCCAAGCCCCCUUCUACCUCAGAGUUCAUCAAGCAGUGUAAUCUUCCCCAACCCACUUGUCAGCAUUGCUGCAACAGCUAAUGCAUUAGACCCCCUUUCUGCACUCAUGAAGCACCGCAAGGGAAAGCCACCAAAUGUAUCAGUAUUUGAAACCAAGUCGACCUCCGAAGAUCCAUUUUUUAAACAUAAAUGCAGGUUUUGCGCCAAGGUUUUUGGAAGUGACAGUGCUUUGCAAAUUCACUUACGUUCUCACACUGGUGAAAGGCCUUUCAAAUGUAACAUAUGUGGGAAUCGUUUUUCCACAAAAGGAAACCUAAAGGUUCAUUUUCAGAGACACAAAGAAAAAUAUCCACAUAUUCAGAUGAAUCCGUAUCCUGUUCCAGAAUACCUUGACAAUGUACCUACUAGCUCUGGAAUUCCAUAUGGAAUGUCACUUCCUCCUGAGAAACCAGUUACAACAUGGUUAGAUAGCAAACCCGUGUUACCAACCAUUCCAACUUCCAUUGGAUUGCAACUUCCUCCCACAAUCCCAGGUGUUAACAACUACGGAGAUUCUCCAAGUAUGACACCAAUGAACAGAUCCCCCCAAAUGCCAUCUCCUGCUUCUAGUGAAUGCAAUUCUUUAUCACCAAUCAUACAUAAUUCUGUAGAAUCCCCACAGCCUAUACAGACAGUAACUGCUAUCACCAAAACAGAACCCAUUAUUCUGCCACCUACACCUGCUAGAUUAAGUGAACAGCCAUUGCCAGCACAAAUAUCCACUCCUGUUACCACAUCAGUCCCUACUGUUACAGAUACCAGUAUUUCAACAAGCCUCCCAAACUCUGUGCUUCCAUCCAUGUCUGACCAGUUCCAAGCAAAAUUUCCAUUUGGUGGUCUUCUGGAGUCUAUGCAAACAUCAGAAACCUCAAAACUACAACAACUAGUAGAGAACAUUGAUAAAAAAAUGACAGAUCCAAAUCAAUGUGUCAUUUGUCACAGAGUUCUGAGCUGUCAGAGUGCUCUCAAAAUGCAUUACAGAACACAUACAGGAGAAAGACCAUUUAAAUGCAAAAUUUGUGGACGUGCUUUUACUACUAAAGGUAAUUUAAAAACACAUUUUGGUGUUCAUCGUUCAAAGCCUCCACUAAGAGUUCAGCAUUCAUGUCCCAUUUGUCAGAAAAAAUUUACCAAUGCUGUUGUUCUGCAGCAACAUAUUCGUAUGCAUAUGGGUGGACAAAUUCCAAACACCCCUUUACCAGAGGGCUUCCAAGAUGCAAUGGACUCUGAGCUUUCUUUUGAUGACAAGAAUCUUGAAACAAUGAGCAACUACGAUGAUGAGUUUGAUGAUAAUUCUUUAGAUGAUGAUAUAGACUUAAAGGAGACUGCAAAUGACUCUAAUAAUCCACUUAUACCAUACUCUGGGUCAUCACCUGCCUCACCACCUACUGUCAUUUCAAGUAUUGCUGCUUUAGAAAAUCAAAUGAAAAUGAUUGACUCUGUAAUGAGUGCUCAGCAAUUUAUUAGUUUAAAAAACAUAGAAAAUGGAUCUGCAGAAAGUGAUCACUUGAGCAAUGAUUCCUUGUCUGCUGUAGGGGAUAUGGAAAGCCAGAGUGCAGGGAGCCCUGCCAUGUCAGAAUGCUCUUCAUCCAUGCAAGUUUUGUCUCCUGCUCAUAGUCACAGUGAAAGUAAUAGAUCCAAAUCUCCAAAUAUAAUCAGUCAAGAAGAGCCAUCAGAAAUACAGCUCAAAACAGAAAAGCCAGAAAGUCCUUUACCUGUUCCUGAUAAUGAAGGUGCACUGGAUCUGACGUCAACCAAUCCUGGACGACCAGUCAUCAAAGAAGAGGCUCCUUUUAGCCUGCUGUUCCUGAGCAGAGAACGUGGUCCCAGCCAAACAACUACUAGCCUGGUCACCAGCACCGCGCCUGCCAUGAUCAAAAUGGAAGUGAAUGGCCACCUGAAGCCGUUAUCAUUGAGUGAAGGUCCUCAUCUUUCAGCUGGAAUCCAGGUUCCUGCUGCUCCACAGACAUCGAUGAGUCCAGGCAUGAAUCCUAUGCUGGCACCCCCACCACGACGAACUCCAAAGCAGCACAACUGUCAUUCGUGUGGGAAGACCUUCUCCUCAGCAAGUGCACUACAGAUACAUGAACGUACUCAUACUGGUGAAAAGCCAUUUGGUUGCACAAUCUGUGGUAGAGCAUUUACCACAAAAGGGAAUCUUAAGGUCCAUAUGGGAACACACAUGUGGAAUAAUGCUCCUGCAAGACGUGGUCGACGCCUUUCUGUAGAGAACCCAUUGGCUUUGUUAGGAGGCGAUGCACUUAAGUUUUCAGAAAUGUUUCAGAAGGAUUUAGCGGCUCGAGCAAUGAAUGUUGACCCCAGUUUUUGGAACCAGUACGCUGCAGCAAUCACAAAUGGACUUGCCAUGAAAAACAAUGAGAUUUCUGUUAUACAGAACGGAGGCAUUCCACAGCUCCCGGUGAGUUUAGGUGGAAGUGCAAUCCCACCAUUAGGCAAUAUUUCCAGUGGAAUGGACCGAGCACGUACAGGCAGCAGCCCUCCAAUACUUAGUCUGGACAAAAUGAACUCAGAAUCUAUUGUAAAUCGACCUUUCACAAGGUUUAUUGAAGAGAAUAAAGAAAUAGGCAUAAACUAAUUACAUUAAAGACUUGGACCAAUCCUCUUCAAAUUUGUACAAUUUUGUGUACAGUUUUUUUGAACUUAUUUCACAGUUUCCUAACCCAAAUGCCUACUGUUGUUUUGCCCAUAGCAGAAAUGUAUAGUCUUGUGGAUGCAGAAGAGAUGUUUUGCAAGAUCUGCAUGGUACUCCUUUCAGCAGUUACACUAACUGUUACAUUUGACUUUUAACUUUUAGUUAAUGACUGUUUAUUGGAUAACAAGCUUACAAAAGUUGCAAAAAGCCACACCACAAAACGUUUCCUACUAAUGAAAUUGAAUGAUACACUCAGACUUUAUCAUCCAACAACUUUACUGGUUUUGUUCACAUUAGAUAUAAACUUGAAAUCUGUUUUUAAGGAGCCUAAUACUAAAUAAUUUAGUACACCCCAAUGCUGUGUAUUACUACAGUGACCAUGUCUGUACUAUUUAUAAUAACGUUAUGCGGGUAUCCAACAAUAUUCAAGCCCCGUCCUUAAAUGGAUUUUUGUAUAGCAAGGUACAUUUGACUUUGUGACUUUUUCUUAGCAAGUUUUGUUUUGCUAUAAUCCAGUGAUGUUUAUUCCAAUGCAGGCAAAAUUGUGGCAUUUUUUUGGGAAGAUAGCAUGCUUUACAUGUGCAAGUAUCUGUCGGUAACAAACUUUUUAUUUAAAUAUUUGUAGCUGCUAUGUGGACAGUUGUUCGAUAAAAAUGCAAAAAUUUUGUGUGGAGACUAGUUCAAUUGUUGGAAAGCAAGUUACAGGAAAAAAAAAAAUCUUUUUACUCUAAAUUAUUCACACCAUAGGAAGCUGUGAGUCAAAUCUUCAUGUUAUCUUUGCUGUACAAUAAAGGGUAAUGUUUGUAUAA